UAUUUAAGUUAGUGUUUGUGCGUACGGGCGUGUCUCAUAAAAGAAGAUAAAGGAAGAAGAAAAAAGAAAUAGAGUAUAAAUAAAGAUACAGGAAAGAAAUAGAAAAGAAGGAAAAGAAAGUUGAACGUGAAUAUAUGAAGAAACAGAAAUAGAGAGAGAGAAAAAGAAAGGAAACAAAAAAAAAGUGGAAAACGAGACACAAAGGACAAUAACCUACACAAACAAUAAAAAAUAGUAAAAUGAGAAUGAGAUAAUGAAAGACAAACGCGAAACGGAAGAAAGGGAAUAAUGUAAAACAAGAAAAAAGAAAAAAAUGUAAAAAAAUUAAAGAAACUGGAUAAACUAAUAUCAAUAAACAGGAGGAGGAAAAAGAAAGAAGAAAGAAAGAAUAGAAUGGAAUAGAAAGAAAAAGAAGGGAGAAAAAAUAACAUAAAAUAGAAAAAAAGAAAAAAAAGAAACAGAGGAUAAAGAAAAAAAGAAAUGAAAGAAAGAGAAAAAGAAAGAAUAGAAUAGAAUGGAAUAGAAAAAUGGUGAAGGAAAUAAUAGAAUAGAACAGAAAGAAAGGAGGGAACGAUAAGGAAAGAAAGAAUAGAAGAGAAAAAAAAAGAAAAAGAAAAAUAGAAUAAAACAGAACAGAAAGAAAAGGAAAACAGAACAGUAGAAGAAAAAUAGAAAAGAAAGAAAGAAAAGAAAGAAAAAAAGAAUACAGUACAACAGAAAGAAGAGAAAAAAAUAAGAGGAAAAAAGAGAGAGAUAAAGCAAAAGGAGAAAAAAAAGCAUAAAAAAAGAGACAACAGAAUACAGUAGUAGAAUAAAACAAAACACAAGGAAGAUAAAAGAGAGAGAGAGAGAGAGAGAGAAAAAAAAAGCAAGUAAGCAAGCAAGAGAGAUAAAAGAUAACUCUACCCUCCGGAUGUGUUAAGCAGGUCAAGGGUCACCAGAUGGCGUGGACACUGCUAACACUUAUCAUGGCGGGCGUGGGCGCGGCGUGGGCGUGGGGCGGGGGCGUGGAGCUGCGGAACAACACCUACAGGGGCGUGGUGGUGGCCCUGGAGGAGGAUGUGGCGGAGGACUAUAGCAUCAUCCCCAACAUCAAGCGCAUGUUCCAGGAGGGGUCACGCGUGCUGGACCAGGCCACGCGGGGCAGGGCACACUUCGGCGAGGUCACCAUUCUUCUGCCCUCAUCCUGGUCACCCAACCCUGAGUACAAGCGUGUGCCGGGGGUUGUGGGGACAGCAGGAGUGAGGGCAGCGGUAAAGGUCGGCGCCCCCCACUCUUUCCAUGGCCACGCCCCCUACACGGAGCAGAUGGGGGGGUGUGGGGAGGAAGGGGAGGCCAUCCACCUCACACCCUACUACGUCACCCACAUGUACGGCGCCCUGCUGCAGGAGUACGGCGCCCCAGGGAAGGUGCUGGUUCAUGAGUGGGCGCACUACCGCUGGGGUGUCUUUGAUGAAUACGUGAGUCACCGCAACAAGGGAACACACGCCUUCUACAUCGACUACCACGGGAAGGUUCGAGUGACGGGGUGCACGGGGGCGCUGCGGGGGUGGCUGGGCACUGCGGAGGGGGCGGGGUGCCACGCUGACGUCACGGGCCUGCCAGACGCACAAUGCCACUUCUACCCUGAGGAGAGGAGUGGUGGUGGCGGUGGUGGUGGUGGUGGUGGUGGUUCUUUCAUGGCGCUGUAUUAUUUAGAUGCGGUGACGAUGUUUUGUGACGGCAAGGAGGUGCCCCACAACGCGCAGGCGCCCACGCCCCACAACCAGAUGUGCGGGAGGCGCCCCGUGUGGGAUGUGAUCACGCAACACCCUGACUUCAGUGGCGGGGCGAACCCGCCGAGAGACAGAAGGAGAACAACAAGAGAGGCGAUAAAGGAGGAGGAAGAGGAAGACAUGAAUAAAGAUAAACGCACAAUGAAGGAGGAGGAGGAGGAGGAGGAGGAGGAGGAGGAGGAAGAGAAGGACACAACGAUGGACGAAGAAGAAGAAGAGGAAGAGAAGAAGAAAGAGGAGAUAAAUACAAAGAAAACGGAACAUACGAAGGAAAAAGAGAAAGAGAAAACGAAGAAGGAAAUGGAAAAAAGGAAACAAGAGGAAGAGGAAGAUAAACAACUAGAAGUAACAUUUAAAAUCAUACAACUCGAGAAAGAGGAAGAGGAGGAGGAGAAGGAGGAGGAGGAGGAGGAGGAGGAGGAAGCAAAGAAGAACACAGAAAAUGACAAGUUUUACCCGAAGAAUGAAACUGACGGAAGAGGAGGAGGAGGAGGAGGAGGAGGAGGAGGAGGAGGAGGAGAAGAAGAAGAGGAGGAGGAAGAGGAAGAGGAAGAGAGGAUUUACGCCCCACGCUUUGUCCUCUUACUCGAUCUCUCUGGUUCAAUGGACGCCUACAUGGGUUACCUGACGGGGGCGCUGAAGAGCUUCGUCAGGUACCUGGUUCCCACGGGCAGCAAGAUGGCGGUUCUGUCCUUCGCAAACACGACACACCCCAACGUGAACUGGUCCGUGGUGGGGGCGGGGAGCGCUGGGGGGCAGAGAGGUCACAUCUGGUUGACCUCAUGCCUUCUACGUACUUCCGGGAUGGCUACACUGCAAUAGGGCAAGCAAUGGCGGACACACUAAAGAUGGUGGAGGAGAAGGGCAUAAGGAGCGAGGGUCUCCAGCUGGUGCUAGUGACAGAUGGACAGGAGACGAUGCACCCUCUGGUCUCCACAGUGCUACCCAAGAUCAAGAGCAAGAGAAUCACCAUUAAUACUAUAUCGCUGGGUGGGGAUGCUACCGACUCUCUGGAACUCUGGGCACAAGAGACAGGCGGUCAGUCUUUCUGCUACAACAUUGGGUCCUUUCAGUCUGACCUGUCCUCCCUCCUCUAUUCUGCCAUCACCACACCUGAGACGCGGCCACAUCUCAAGCACCAGGUUCAUCAAGCAACACACUGGGUGAUUGGAAGGGUUAAGUGGGAGAGAAGGAGAAAGAGGAGGAGGAGGAGGAAGAGAGAAGACACGACUGAGGAGGAGGAAGAGGAGGAGGAGAUGCUGAGGAAGAAGUGGGGAAGAGGAGGAGGGGAGGGAGAGGAGGCUGGGGGGAGGUUAUCUUAGACUCCUCUCUUGGAAGACACACACAGUUCAUCUUCUCGGUAAUUCGUGCACACCAACACUCUCUCAGACUCUCAGUGGGAGCAGUACUGGUUGACCCUGAGGGGAAGAACUACACAGCGAGAGUGAGGAGGUUCUGGGAGAAGGAGGAGGAAGAGGAGGAAGAAGAGGAAGAAGAAGAGAAGGAAGAAGAGGAGGAAGAGGUUAAAAUAUUUCGAGACUCCAGUUCAUUUUCCUUCACUUUCCGCUCGGCAAAGCCCGGCAGGUGGAGGUACACGCUGACCAAUCACCAAGCGCUCAGCAGGGAGAAGGUGCAGGUGCUGGUGACCUCACGCCCCGCCCCGCGCACCCCCACCCCCCGGUCAGGGUGGAGCACGGGGUGACGGCGACCAGCGUGAAGUUCCCUGACCCCGUGGUGGUGUGGGCGCGGGUCACACAGGGGAGGUCAGCCGUUCUGAAAGCCAACGUCACUGCCUUAGUCUCCCUGCCGAGUGGCGAAGGGUCUGUUAGCCUACCCCUGCUGGACAACGGCAUGGGGGCAGACCACCAGGCAGGGGACGGGGUGUACGCCGCCUACUUCACGCAGUUUGCUGGUGAUGGGCGGUACGGGCUGAGCGUUUACGUGUCAGCCACCAACACCACUUCGCGGACCCAUGGUUAUCAGCCGUACCUCUCUUCCUCCUCCUCCUCAUCCACCACACCCCCUUCCUUCCCCUCCUCCUCCUCCUCCUCCUCCUCCUCCUCCUCCUCCUCCUCCUCCUCCUCCUCCUCCACCACCACCCCCGCUGAGGCCAAGGGGACGUCAGCAGUGAAGCGCCUCCCCCCUUGACCGGCCCCCUGCCCCCUGCGGAGGUCAGCUUCCCCCCACUGACCUCAAGCCCCGCACCAAGGUCAAGCCACCCCGGCCCUCCCCGCCAGAGAAGGUCACGAAGAUCGAACAAUUUGCAAGGUUCAGCUCCGGUGGUGUGUUCAAGGUCACGAACUACAAACCGGGUGACCUGCAGGCGCCGGGACGCGUCUCUGACCUCGCCGUGACCCGAGUUGACCUCCUGAAAGUGAGCGUGACCUUGGAAUGGACCAGCCUGGGAGAUGACCACUACACCGGCACUGCCUCACACUUAGAAUUGACCUACCAGAUGACCCGGCCUGACCUCCCCUCGCCCCGACACAAGUUCAACGCUACCCACCUUACUGCCGGUCUCCUCACCCCGCUCCCCGCCGGCCUGCUGCAUACCGUGACGCUCAAGAUUCCGGGCAGCGUGCAGGAAGUAGAGGGGCGCCCUUUCAAGUUCUGGGUGCGGGCUGGUGACGAGAUGAAGAACUGGGCUGAGGAGUCCAACGCCGCCACCGCCAUCUUCCCCUUCCACGCUGCUGUGAUGGAGGUUAAG
Molecule: messenger RNA, 4482 nt
Organism: Scylla paramamosain (green mud crab)
Lineage: Eukaryota; Metazoa; Arthropoda; Malacostraca; Decapoda; Portunidae
Product: calcium-activated chloride channel regulator 3A-1-like
Exons: 20
Coding region: 942-2597 (551 amino acids)
Biological process (GO): ribosome-associated ubiquitin-dependent protein catabolic process; rescue of stalled cytosolic ribosome
Cellular component (GO): RQC complex
Molecular function (GO): tRNA binding; ribosomal large subunit binding
Source: RefSeq, a predicted model, not a curated record